AUGCGCGGCCUCCCGCCUCGCGCCCGCGCUGACCCGUCGCUCACCGCGCCGCCCCCCUGCUCCGCUGCUACGGCCUCACCGGCCGCGUGCCCCCCCACCGCGCGACCACGCUCAGCCGCUCACCCCGCCUCGGCCGCGCCCGUGGCUGCGUCUAGCCGCGCCGUGGCCUCGCCGUCGUGUCCUACCCCGGCCGUGGCUCGCAUCCGCCCCGCUAGCCGCCCUUGCUUCACUCCCCGUCCGCCCUUACGCCGCGCCCGUCUCCAGCCGUCGCCGCCUCCUGCCACGACCCUCUGGUGCCGCCCCCCUCCACUCAGCCACGCCGGCCCCGAGCGCGACGGCCGCAUCCCGCUCGCCCGGCCUGGCCGCACCUCCUACCUCCCACUCUCCGCCUAA
Molecule: messenger RNA, 393 nt
Organism: Aegilops tauschii subsp. strangulata
Lineage: Eukaryota; Viridiplantae; Streptophyta; Magnoliopsida; Poales; Poaceae
Source: RefSeq, a predicted model, not a curated record